AUAUCGAGAUGCUUGUACAGGGCUUCUUGACGGUAGGCCGCUUCAUCACCACAUAUGCAGACAAGGCCUACCAAGACUUUUAAGUUUUCAAUUAUGUUUAAUAACAAUUAAAAAAGUGAUAAGAUAUUAAUUUUACUAAUAAGGCAUUUGAAAAUGUCGGAGAAGGAACGUGAAAAAGAGUUAGAAGCGGCUGGGGUUAUCGAAGGCCCACUGGAGGCGGAAUGUGUUGAGUUCGAUCUUUCGGGUGCACCCGACGGCGGAUUCGGAUGGGUCGUUGUUUUUGUAGCCUUUUGCGUGCAGUUUAUCGUGCUAGGUGUUAUGAACAAUUUUGGUGUUAUUUUCUCAGAGCUGCUUGUGGAGUUCAAGCGAAGCAAAUCCCAAACAGCAUGGGUUGGCAGUAUUACAUAUGGGUUGAUGUUCCUCACUGGGCCCAUUUCUACUUCUCUCUGUGAGAGACUUGGCUGCAGACCUGUUGCUGUACUAGGAGGAUUAAUAGCUGCUCUUGGCACCAUGUUAGCAUCAUUUUCAACAGACAUUUAUAAAAUGUACUUGACUUAUGGUUUUCUGUUUGGAGUUGGUGCAAGUAUGUGUUAUUUUCCAUCAGUCAUUAUUCUUCCACAAUAUUUUCACCGGCAUUUGUCCCUCACCAAUGGACUGGUCUCUUGUGGCAGUGGUGUUGGGACAAUGGUAAUGGGACCUGUCAUGCAAGUCUUAAUUGAAAAAAUAGGAUGGGUGAACACCAUUCGUUGUUGCAGUGGACUGAUGAUUCUUGUUACUAUGGUCAGUUUGGUUUACCGUCCAAGAAUCCCACCAAUUCCUCCAGAGAUUGCAAAGACCAGACCACUCUUUGACUUGUCAGUGUUCAAAAACAAGGCAUACAUCCUGUUUGUUAUCGCACUCUCAUGCUUCAUGUUGGCAUACUUUGUUCCUUUUGUUCAUUUAGGCCAGAUGGCUAUUGAGUAUGGUGUUGACAGAAAGAAAGCCUCAUUGCUAGUUGGUUUCAUGUCAGUUUCGUCAACAUUUGGAAGACUUUUCUUUGGUAAAAUAUCUGAUCACCCAAGAGUUAACCGAUUGUACCUUUAUCAAGUUGCAAUGCUAGCAAUGGGUAUCUCGAAUACCCUUUGUCCUCUUAUGAAUGAUUAUGGUGGAUUGAUUGUAUAUUGUGCAGCAUUUGGAUUCUUUGAAGGCUGUUAUGUUUGUCAGUGUGCAGUUCUCACUGGUGAUAUUGUGGGGCGUGAAAAAAUGGCACCUGGUGUUGGAACAUUGUUUGGAAUCAAAUCAAUCCCUCUCACACUUGGACCUCCCAUUGCAGGUUUCCUAUAUGAUAUAUCAGAUUCAUAUCAAGUGGCUUUUUAUGUUGCUGGGGCUGUUCCUACACUUGCUGCAUGUCUCAUGUUUGCAAUUCCAUUCCUAAUGCCGCCACCUGAUCACAAAUAUUGGAAAAGACAAGACACCAUAACAAGACGUGAACAAAGUGAAAAGAAAUUGUUACCAUCAAGCUCAUCCUCGGAGUCGUCAAUGGCCAAAAAGCAAAGUAGGCCACCUGUUACAAGAAAUAUUCCACGUAUUGCACAAAGUCAGUCAGUCAAUUCCCUGCAUAGGUUCUUUGAUAUGCCUAAAAGAAUUUCCAUGGCAGAAAUUGGCAGUGUGCGGUCUUUGGUCAUACCAAGAAGCAGCCUAAGCUCUCUAGCCUUGAACGUUCAAAGUGAUAGAGCUUCAGUUGUAUAACUGAAGUCAUGGAUUCAGAUUGCCCUGGAAAGUAUGCUUAAGGUAUAUGGAGCAACAUUGAUCUUUGCACACCAAAAAAUCCUUAAAAAUUUUAUGUCUGUACCUUAAGUAGCUUUGGAGAUGAUUUUACUACAUUUUAGAAUUAAGAAGUCGAGUGACGUCCACUCUGAUUAUGAUUUGUGCAUGGUUUUAAAUCAUGGCAAUCUUAAACAAUUUCCAUGUGUUAAAAUAUCUUUCUUGUUUUUGUUGUUGCUUUGUGUCAUAUGUAUUGUCUGACAUUUUUUUGUUCAGUCACAUCUAUUUGUACUCUUCAUUCUAGUAGCUUCUUUUGUAAAUUAUGGUCCGUAGUGGUUAUCAUGUUUUUGUGUAAAUUGUGCCAGUGUUCAUGUUUAAUGAAGAUCAAUAUAAAUAUAAAUAAGUACUUGCUUUGUCUUUUUCAAUGUGUUUAAGGUUAACAGUCAUUUAUAAGAUAAAUACUCUGGUCUUUAGCUUUGAAUUGCACUUAAGAAUAACCAAGAUAGAGAUUGUUUUCUCUAUAAAGCAUUUAGGAAUGUUUUGUUUAUUGACUUCCAAAUGCUUUGUUCUUUCAACCCCAUUUCUGUUUGUCUCCCACUUUCCAUUUGUUUUGUACAGAAUUUGGUUUUGAUUUGUAUAGGAUUAGCUUUAUUUUCAAUAUUUCAUUCUUUUUAAUUACAGUAAUCAGCUAUUUUAAGAGAUCAUCAAAGCUGAUACUUUAGAUUCCUAAUUUUAUAUAUAUAUACAUUCUAUCUUUGGUGUAUACAUAUUUUCCCAUCCUGUAAAUUUCCAUCUAGAAUUGUUUUUCCCAUUUGCAAAGAAGCUCUUUAACACACGACAUGCAACCCAAUGAAUGUCAUAGCACUUCGUGAGAAGGGAAAUUUCUGUCCAUAGUCCACUGUUAAGCUGAAAGUUUAUUAUUUAAUUCAUAUGAUUUUGGUAUUCAUUUCAAAAAAAUGUCUCUUUCCUACUUUUUGAUGACUAAGUAUAUUCUGGUACAUAAUCCGGGCUACCUAUUUAUAGGAUUUGCCCUUUCAAAGGCUGAAUUCAGAUCUGUUUAAUUAGGCCUUUGUAAGGGCUUAUUUUACAGUCACUGAAUUAAGAGGUAACCACUCAUUGAACUUGGCUUAAGGAAAUUUGACCCACAAAAUCUAUGCCAAUUUACAGAUCUGUACUCAAAUGGCCAAAGUUUUUCCUUUGAAUGAAUUUUUGAAAUGAAAUGUGGUAUAAAAACAGAAGAAAAAAUUCUCGCUUCCAUUCAAUGCUUAGUCUGUGACCUUGUGUAUCACUAAUGGCCGAAGGAACACAAAGGGUUAUGAAAUGUAACAUAGACCGCUUUCUUGGUCCUGCGUUGCUGGGAUUUUGUGUCUUAAAGUAAAGUAAAUGGAUAUGAAUGCGAAUAGAGAGAUGACUUGUUUGGAGUUCUCUUGGGUGCUUGAAGAAAGUUGAAUCAAGGGUUUUGACUUCCUUUAAAUUGCCCUUUACGAUGACUUUCGUUUAAACUUUCCCUUUAGCUCCAGGGUCGUAUUACGUUGUAAAGCAUUAUAUGCAACCUAGCUUUCAGCCCAACACUACUAAGAUUUCAAAGAGUAUAUUUCGUUUUUAUUAAAUUAGUUACGAUUUUAUGCAGACUGUUGGUCUUAUUCGUAAUGUGUAUUGAUUCAGUUUUCAAUGUAGGCCGGUUUAUGUCUUUGGAGUAGUUAUAUUACGGGAUUGCACAGAUAUAUAAUGCUUACAUCUAUGCGAGGUAAAAAUUUUAAAAAGAGAUUUUGUUAGCAUGUUAUGUUAGAACAGACGCGUAUGUUGCUGGCAAAAAAGGAUUUUAAGUGGCGGGUUAAAGAGUCGUUGUAGUUAUUUUCCGUUGUUAUGAUGCUAAGAUACAAUUUUUCUGGAGCACUGGUUUUCCAAUUGGAUUAAUACUGAGAUCCAUACCCGUAAUGCAUUUGAUAUAAGACCCUUCGCAUUUCUUGCCCCUCCGCAUUAGCACUUAUAACAUAAGGCAUUUGUCGUUGUCCUCCCCAUGUUCGGUCGUUUUUCUUACCAGGCAUCCCACUACCAGUGCUUUGUAGGUAUGGAUAGUAUUAUUUGGUGAACAUUAUGCAAUAUGUCUGGAGCUCAUUGUGUUAACGGCGUUGAAAAAUUGUCAGGUUGUUUGACCCCCUAAACAAAAAGCCAGCCUUAAAGAUGAGGCAUGUUACAUUGGCAGCAGCCACAAUACUAUUGCAGAACAAUUCUAUCGAAAAUGUCUUCAGAAUGCCAUUUUGACGCACCAGCAAACGCCGUUUAACCGUAAAUGAUGGGUUCCACAAGUCCGCAAAACACCUGUCUUGUUUUUUUGUCGCCUGAGCGUAUAGGCGCAAUGUUUUUAGUCGCCUUGACACGUGGUUUUUGCGAAACGAUAGCAUUUGCUGUAUAAACUGUCAGGUGUUUUGUGGACGAGAGGACGGCCCAUACGUAGCUAUGCUUUUGUAGAAUUGAAAAUAACGGAUUUGUCGAAUUGUUUUCUAAUAAGGAUUCAUCUUUCCAA
Messenger RNA from Rhopilema esculentum, 4270 nucleotides. RefSeq names its product monocarboxylate transporter 10. Gene Ontology annotation, molecular function: transmembrane transporter activity. The record is from RefSeq and is a predicted model, not a curated record. Lineage: Eukaryota; Metazoa; Cnidaria; Scyphozoa; Rhizostomeae; Rhizostomatidae. Gene Ontology annotation, biological process: transmembrane transport.